Molecule: messenger RNA, 1259 nt
Organism: Leptopilina boulardi
Lineage: Eukaryota; Metazoa; Arthropoda; Insecta; Hymenoptera; Figitidae
Product: 1,5-anhydro-D-fructose reductase-like
Exons: 7
Coding region: 122-1081 (319 amino acids)
Cellular component (GO): cytosol
Molecular function (GO): aldose reductase (NADPH) activity
Source: RefSeq, a predicted model, not a curated record
UUAUUAUCAUUAUUGAUAAGACUUAAAUAUAAAUUAGAAUUUUGAAAAUAAAAAACCUUCAGUUCUUAAAGUAUUUUAAUUCAGACAAGCAUUCUUUUAAAAAAGUGAAACAUUUUGAAAUAUGGGUUCGAAAAUACCUUUUAUAGAAUUUAAUAAUGGAAAAAAAAUGCCAGCAAUUGGCUUGGGAACAUUUCAGUCUAAACCGAAUGAAGUAGAAGAAGCUGUUAAAAACGCCAUUGAUAUAGGAUAUAGAUGCAUAGACACUGCAUUUUUUUAUCAAAAUGAGACUGAAAUUGGAAAAGCUAUUCGAGCGAAAAUUCAAGAUGGAACAAUUAGAAGAGAAGAUAUUUUUGUUACCACAAAACUUUGGAAUACUUUUCAUAAAGAAAAUCAAGUGGUUCCAGCUUGUAGGGAAUCUUUAAAAAAUCUCGAUUUAGAUUACGUUGAUCUUUACUUAAUGCAUUUUCCAAUUGCCUUUAAGGAAGGUGAUGAAUUACUUCCACGUGAUUCUGAUGAAAAAAUAAUAGCAACCGAUACAGAUUACAUUGAAACAUGGAAAGGAAUUGAAGAAUGUUCUCGUUUGGGACUCGCGAAAAGUAUUGGCGUCAGUAAUUUUAAUUCUGAACAAAUAACAAGAUUAUUAUCAGCGGCAACUGUAAAACCAGUCAAUAAUCAAGUGGAGCUUAACAUCAAUAUUAAUCAAAAGAGAUUAUUAGAAUUUUGCAAGAAUAAUAAUAUAACGAUAACUUCAUAUAGUCCACUUGGAAGACCCGGUACAACUGCAAUUUAUGGAGACAAAGGAAUACCAAAUUUUUUGGAAAAUUCAAAAGUUAUUGAAAUUGCACAAAAAUAUAAUAAAACACCAGCACAAAUUGCCUUACGAUUUAUUUUACAAAUUGGUGCUGCUAUUAUUCCAAAAUCAGUAACGAAAUCGAGAAUAAAGGAGAAUUUUGAAAUUUUUGAUUUUCAACUAACAGACAAUGAAAUGAAAACUCUCGAAUCUUUGGAAACUGGAAAACGACUUACAACGUUGGAAGAUUUGAAAAAUCAUAAAUACUAUCCUUACGGAAUUCCAUUUUAAUUAACUAAUAUAUAAAACGACAAAAAGGAAAUACCUAAGGGAUAAUGAAAAUCGCAACAAUUGGAAAUUUUUAUUAAUUAUUGUUAUAUAAAAAAAAAAUAUCUAAUGUUCAUUAUAUUUUAGAAGGGUAUCUUUAUAAUUGUUACUUUUUAUCUAAAUAAACAAAUUUUUUUACUCA